This is a messenger RNA of Lachancea nothofagi CBS 11611, 6693 nucleotides long. Lineage: Eukaryota; Fungi; Ascomycota; Saccharomycetes; Saccharomycetales; Saccharomycetaceae. The record is from the annotation of a GenBank genome assembly.
AUGAGCGAGGAAAGUCUGUCCGAAGUGGCCGUUUCCCAAAAGGAACAAUACGAAACCACCGAUUACCUUUCUCAACACAAAGCUUUGGCGUCACAUUUCAUCGGUCUGAAUACCAUCCAAAAGGCCGAAGACUCGCCACUCAAAGAAUUCGUCAAGUCCCAUGGUGGUCACACCGUCAUAUCCAAGGUCUUGAUUGCCAACAACGGUAUUGCCGCAGUCAAAGAAAUCCGGUCCGUUCGCAAAUGGGCCUACGAAACUUUUGGCGACGAACGCACCGUGCAAUUUGUCGCAAUGGCCACGCCCGAAGAUCUCGAGGCCAAUGCCGAAUAUUUGCGUAUGGCUGACCAGUAUAUCGAAGUUCCAGGUGGAACCAACAACAACAAUUACGCCAAUGUCGAUCUCAUUGUAGAAAUCGCCGAAAGAGCAGACGUCGAUGCCGUUUGGGCCGGGUGGGGUCAUGCUUCCGAAAACCCAUUGUUGCCCGAGAGAUUGGCUCUAUCUGCCCGCAAAAUCAUUUUCAUUGGUCCUCCUGGUAACGCUAUGAGAUCGCUUGGUGACAAAAUUUCUUCUACUAUCGUAGCUCAACACGCCAAAGUUCCAUGUAUCCCAUGGUCUGGUACCGGGGUUGACAAAGUUCACAUGGAUGAAAAUGGCUUGGUAUCAGUCCAAGACGAUGUUUAUCAAAAUGGUUGUUGCACUUCCCCUGAAGAUGGUCUUGUUAAGGCCAAAAAGAUCGGGUUUCCAGUUAUGGUCAAGGCUUCCGAAGGUGGUGGUGGUAAAGGUAUUAGAAAAGUUGAAAGAGAACAAGAUUUCAUUCCUCUCUACAAACAAGCCGCCAAUGAGAUUCCCGGCUCUCCAAUUUUCAUCAUGAAAUUGGCGGGUAAAGCUCGUCAUUUGGAAGUCCAACUUCUGGCCGAUCAAUAUGGUACCAACAUUUCCCUAUUUGGGCGUGAUUGUUCCGUUCAAAGACGUCACCAAAAGAUUAUAGAAGAAGCUCCUGUUACCAUUGCUAAACCCGACACUUUUACAGAGAUGGAAAAGUCGGCUGUCAGACUGGGUAAAUUGGUGGGCUACGUUUCUGCUGGUACUGUUGAAUACCUAUAUUCUCAUGAUGAUGAUAAAUUUUACUUUUUAGAAUUGAACCCAAGACUACAAGUCGAGCAUCCAACUACAGAGAUGGUUAGUGGUGUUAAUCUACCAGCGGCUCAAUUACAAAUCGCAAUGGGUAUCCCCAUGCACAGAAUUAAAGACAUUAGAUUGUUUUAUGGUGUCGACCCUCAUACCGCUUCCGAGAUCGACUUCGAGUUUAAGUCUGAAGGCUCUCUACAAACUCAAAGAAAACCAAUCCCCAAAGGUCACUGUACCGCUUGUCGUAUUACUUCCGAAGAUCCAAAUGAAGGGUUCAAGCCUUCUGGGGGGUCUUUGCACGAAUUGAACUUCCGUUCUUCUUCUAACGUGUGGGGUUACUUCUCCGUGUCCAGCAGUGGUGGUAUUCACUCCUUCUCGGACUCACAAUUUGGUCACAUCUUUGCAUUUGGCGAGAAUAGACAGGCCUCCAGAAAACACAUGGUCGUCGCGUUAAAAGAAUUGUCAAUUAGAGGUGAUUUCAGAACUACCGUGGAGUAUCUAAUUAAACUUUUGGAAACUGAAGACUUUGAAGAUAACUCUAUCACUACCGGCUGGCUAGAUGAUUUGAUUUCUCAGAAGAUGACUGCGGAGAAGCCUGAUUCAACUCUGGCUGUCAUUUGUGGUGCCGCCACGAAAGUAUUUAUCGCAUCCGAAAAUGGCCGCAAAGAUUAUAUUACCAGCUUGCAAAAAGGCCAGGUUCCCAACAAAUCUUUGUUGCAAACCAUGUACCCCGUAGAAUUUAUUCAUGACGGGAAAAGAUAUAAAUUCACUGUGGCCAAAUCUGCCGAUGAUCGUUACACUUUAUUUAUUAAUGGUUCUAAGUGCGAGGUUGGUGUUCGUAAGCUUUCAGACGGUGGUCUUUUGAUCGCUUUGGGCGGUAAAUCACACACAAUUUAUUGGAAGGAAGAGGUCUCCGCUACUAGACUUUCUGUUGACUCCAAGACCACUCUGCUGGAGGCUGAAAAUGACCCAACCCAGUUGCGUACUCCUUCUCCUGGUAAACUCGUGAAGUUCUUAGUCGAAAGUGGUGAUCAUGUUCUAGCUGGUCAACCUUAUGCCGAAGUGGAAGUCAUGAAAAUGCAAAUGCCUUUGAUUUCACAAGAAAGCGGUGUAGUCCAGUUGUUGAAACAACCUGGCUCCACUGUUUCAGCCGGUGACAUUUUGGCAAUCCUAGCCCUAGAUGACCCCACGAAGGUGAAACAUGCUUUGCCAUACGAAGGCAUGCUACCUGACAUGGGUGCUCCUAUUGUAGAAGGUACUAAGCCUGCUUACAAGUUCAGAUAUUUGGUUUCUACCCUAGAGAACAUUUUGAAUGGAUAUGAUAACCAAGUUAUUAUGAACGCCUCUUUGCAGCAGUUGAUCGAGGUUUUGAGAAAUCCACAAUUACCUUAUUCCGAAUGGAAAAUGCAGUCCUCUGCUUUGCACUCUAGGUUGCCAAUCAAGCUCGAUGAACAACUAGAACAGCUAGUUAACCGUUCUUUGAGCAGAAAGGCCCAAUUUCCAUCUUCUCAACUAGGAAAGAUGCUAGAAAACGCUUUAAAAGAAUCCGACGAUCCUCUCUUUGGAACUGUCAUUGAACCAUUGUUGGACAUUACCAAUAGGUACGCCCACGGCUUGGACUCGCAUGAACAUUCUGUUUUCGCCAAAUUCUUGCAAAACUACUAUCAAGUUGAAAAGUUGUUCAGUGGCUCUAAUGUUCGCGAGGAGGAUGUUAUUUUGAAACUUCGUGACGAGAACCCUGAAAACUUGGACCGCGUCGUGGUUACCGUAUUGUCUCAUUCUCGCGUUUCUGCUAAGAACAAUUUGAUUCUGGCCAUUUUAAAGCACUACCAACCCUUGUGCAAAAUGUCUUCUGAAGUUUCAUCCCUUAUUGCUGAACCUUUGAAACACAUCGUUGAACUCGAAUCGAAAGCUACUGCCAAGGUUGCUUUGCAAGCAAGGGAAAUUUUGAUUCAAGCCGCUUUGCCAUCUGUCAGAGAGAGAACUGAUCAGAUUGAACAUAUCCUAAGAAGCUCCGUAGUCAAGACUGCGUAUGGUGCUUUUGAUAGCAAACGCAAUGACCCUGAUUUGGAAAUUUUGAAAGAUUUGAUUGACUCCAAUUAUGUGGUAUUUGACGUUCUAACUCAAUUCCUCACUCACCGCGAUGCUUCCGUAGCAGCGGCCGCAGCUGAGGUUUACAUCCGUCGUGCAUACCGUGCUUACACCAUCGGUGAUUUGAAGCAUUACACUACUUCUAACAACGCUGUCGUAGCAUGGAAAUUUCAGCUUCCAUCCGCAGCUUUUGCUUCCGUCCCUCAAGUCAAGAGCAAGAUGGGAAUGCACAGAGCCGUUUCCGUUUCAGACUUAACUUUCAUUUCUGAGGGUGACAACCAACCUUUAAGGACUGGUAUCUUAGUUGCAUCAAACCAUUUGGAUGAUGUUGAUGAUGGUCUUGCUAAGGGUCUUCAGUUGGUACCUCACCACUCCUCCUCUUCUACAGGUCCCGCCCCAGACAGAUCAGGUAGCAGCGCAACCUUGAGCAACAUUGCUAAUGUCUCAGUAUCCUCUACAGAUGGCUUUGCAACCGAAGAAGACGUGCUGGUUAGAUUAAGAGAAAUCUUGGACUUGAAUAAGCAACAACUUGUCGAUGCAUCCAUUCGUCGUAUUACAUUCGUCUUCGGCUAUAAUGACGGUACUUACCCAAAAUACUACACGUUCAGAGGCCCUGGUUACGUGGAAGAUGAAACUAUCCGUCACAUCGAACCGGCACUAGCUUUCCAACUUGAGCUAGGAAGAAUGUCUAACUUCAACAUCAAGCAAAUCUUCACAGAAAACAGAAAUAUUCAUGUGUAUGAGGCUACGGGCAAGAACUCUGCAGUUGAUAAAAGAUUCUUCACUAGAGGUAUUAUCAGAACCGGUCGUAUUAGUGAUGACAUCACCAUUCAAGAAUAUCUCACCUCGGAAGCUAACCGUUUGAUGAGUAACAUUCUAGACAACCUAGAGGUUAUUGACACAUCUAACUCGGAUUUGAAUCACAUUUUCAUUCACUUUUCUGCUGUUUUCGACGUCUCAUUCGAAGACGUUGAAGCUGCUUUUGGUGGUUUCCUAGAAAGAUUCGGGAAGAGAUUGUUGAGAUUGCGUGUCGCUGCUGCUGAAAUCCGCAUUAUCAUCAAAGACCCUCAAACUGGAGCUCCAAUUCCUUUGAGAGCAUUGAUCAACAAUGUUUCCGGUUACGUUGUCAAGACUGAGCUCUACACCGAGGUCAAGAAUGCUCAAGGAGAAUGGGUUUUCAAGUCGUUGGACAAGCCAGGUUCUAUGCACCUCAGACCCAUUGCUACUCCUUACCCAGCAAAGGAAUCUCUUCAACCAAAGCGUUACAAGGCUCACCUUAUGGGCACAACUUACGUUUACGAUUUCCCAGAAUUGUUCCGUCAAGCUACUGUGUCGCAGUGGAAAAAGAUUUCUCCUAAAACCAAGCUGUCAGAUGAGUUUUUCAUUGCCAACGAAUUGAUUGAGGAAGAAGACGGUGAGCUUACCGAAAUUGACCGCGAGGCUGGCGCCAACACUAUUGGUAUGGUUGCUUUCAAAGUCACUGUCAAAACUCCUGAAUACCCUCGUGGCCGUCAGUUUGUUAUUGUUGCCAAUGACAUCACCUACAAGAUCGGUUCUUUCGGUCCUUUGGAAGAUGCCUUUUUCAAUAAAGUUACUGAGUAUGCCAGAAAGCGCGGUAUCCCCAGAAUCUACCUAUCUGCAAACUCAGGUGCCAGAAUUGGUAUUGCUGAAGAAUUGGUCCCAUUGUUCAACGUGUCAUGGAACGAUCCUGAGAACCCAUCUAAGGGUUUCGAAUACUUGUAUUUGACCUCUGAAGGAUUGGCGGAAUUGAAAACUCAACACAAGGAAGCAUCAGUUGUUACCGAACGUAUUGUCGAAAAUGGUAAAGAACGUCAUGUUAUUAAGGCUAUCAUCGGUGCUGAUGACGGUUUGGGUGUUGAGUGUUUGAAGGGUUCCGGUUUGAUCGCCGGUGCCACCUCAAGAGCCUACAAGGACAUUUUCACGAUUACCCUUGUUACCUGCAGAUCCGUUGGUAUUGGUGCGUACUUGGUAAGGUUGGGUCAAAGAGCCAUCCAAAUUGAAGGUCAACCUAUCAUUCUAACUGGUGCACCUGCUAUCAACAAGUUAUUGGGAAGCGAAGUUUAUUCCUCUAAUCUGCAAUUAGGUGGUACUCAAAUCAUGUACAACAAUGGUGUCUCUCAUUUGACCGCUCAAGAUGACUUAGCUGGUGUCGAAAAGAUCAUGGAGUGGCUGUCGUAUGUGCCAGCCAAGCGUGACAUGCCUGUUCCUAUCUUAGAAAGUGAAGAUAAGUGGGAUAGAGAAAUUGACUUUGUUCCAACGAACGAAGCCCCUUACGAUGUCAGAUGGAUGAUUGAAGGUCGCAACACCAGUGAAGGAUUUGAGUAUGGUCUUUUCGACAAGGGCUCAUUCCAAGAGACACUGUCUGGCUGGGCCAAAGGUGUGGUCGUCGGCAGAGCACGUCUAGGUGGUAUCCCUCUCGGUGUUAUUAGUGUUGAAACGAGACUCGUGGAGAACAUGAUUCCCGCCGACCCUGCAAACCCAGAUUCGAGAGAGACUUUGAUUCAAGAAGCUGGCCAGGUGUGGUAUCCUAACUCUGCGUUCAAGACUGCCCAAGCCAUUAAUGACUUCAACUAUGGUGAACAGCUACCACUAAUGAUUUUGGCUAACUGGAGGGGUUUCUCUGGUGGUCAACGUGAUAUGUACAACGAGGUAUUGAAGUACGGUUCUUUCAUCGUUGAUGCCUUGGUUGAUUACAAGCAACCCAUUUUUACUUAUAUUCCACCUACUGGUGAAUUAAGAGGUGGUUCUUGGGUUGUGGUUGACCCAACAAUCAAUGCUGAUCAAAUGGAAAUGUACGCGGAUAUCAACUCAAGAGCUGGUGUUCUAGAGCCAGAAGGUAUGGUUGGUAUCAAGUACCGUAGAGAAAAACUAUUGGCUACCAUGGCUAGAUUAGAUCCAAAAUACAAAGACUUGAAAAACCAGUUGGCUGACCCAAGCUUAACAGCAGAGCAGCAUCAAGAGCUCGCUGUCAAGUUAGCAGCUCGUGAAAAGUUGCUGAUGCCAAUUUAUCACCAGGUGUCUGUGCAGUUCGCUGACUUGCAUGAUCGGACGGGUCGUAUGAUUGCCAAAGACGUUAUCAGUAAAGAGUUGGAUUGGCCACAGGCUCGUCGCUUCUUCUUCUGGAGAUUGAGAAGAAGAUUAAACGAGGAAUAUCUAAUGAAGCGACUAAAUGCCGAAUUACCAACUGCCAAAAGACUAGAGAAGAUCGCCAGGCUAAAUUCCUGGUACCCUGCAUCUGUUAACAGAGAUGAUGAUAGAGUGGUUGCCACCUGGAUCGAAGAGAACUUCAAUGUUUUGGAAGAGCACUUGAAGGCUUUGAAGGUCGAGUCAUUCGCUCAAAACCUUGCGAAGUCCAUCAGAAGCGACCACGAAAGUACCAUUAGUGGCCUAACUGAAGUGUUGAAGCUCUUAUCAGCAGAUGACAAGGAAAAGAUUUUGAACAGUUUGAAAUAA